GUACACGCAAACUCAAUGGAGCUAGGUAAGCCUUUUGCUGACUCAUCAGCUCAGCCUUGCAGAAAUGCACCAGUGGGGUCUCGCCCCGGCUGCCCCUCUGAAACCCUCCGACAGAGCCUACAGAACUCCCUGAAGCCUCGUCACUGUCCAACGUCAUCCCAGUCCUCGUCACUACACGCAGGCAGCAUCUUCAGCCUCGCCGCAUCCCCCCUCAUCACAUCGAGAACCCUCAACUCUCACCGCCGAUAAUCCCAAAAAAUAGUGGAAGGAAAAUAAGGAGAAAGAGAAGGACAAAUCAAGAAAUCAUCACCAUGAACCGCCUCUUCGGCUCCAAGCCCACGGGCCCCAAGCCCACCCUCACCGGCGCAAUCACAAACAUCGACACCCGCAUCGCCUCCAUCGACACCAAGCUCAAGGCCCUCAACGGCGAGCUCUCCGCCUACCAAGAAAAGCUCUCCAAGAUGCGCGACGGCCCCGGCAAACAAGCCAUCAAGCAAAAGGCCCUCAAGGUCCUGCAGCGCCGCAAGGCCUACGAGGCGGAGAAGGACAAGCUCGAGAGCCAGGUCUGGAACAUGGAGCAGGCGCAGAGCAUGCAGGAUAACCUCAAGAACGUCAUGACCCAGGUCGACGCCAUGAAGACUACGAACAAGGAGCUGCGCAAGCAGUAUGGAAAGAUUGACAUUGACAAGAUUGAGCGUUUGCAGGAUGAGAUGGCUGAUUUGCUUGAUGUUGGGAACGAGAUUCAGGAGAGUUUGGCACGUGGGUACGAUAUUCCUGAUGAGGUGGAUGAGUCGGAGCUGGAUGCUGAGCUUGAGGCGCUGGGUAUGGAGGCUGAGCUGGAGCAGGAGUACGGCGCUGGGGCCGUGCCGGGGUUCCUGCAGGACGAGGUCGUGCCCGAGUUUGUUGACGAGCCGCCGCAGACGGAAGAAAAGGUCAAGCAAGCUGCGGGUUAGCAUCGUCUUUUGUCAAUUUAGUUUCUCUUCAUUCAGCAUCUAAUAUCAGUCUAUUAUAUCGUUCCGUGGCGUGGCGUGGCUUCUCAUUUGGCUCCUCACGAGCAGCAUCGUCAAGCGCAAGUCCCUUCACCCCAACAUCAUGGCAGUAUCACACUAUUUCCAAUGUUUCACACCCAAGACUAUGUAAAUAAAGAUCACAGGAUAGGCG
Messenger RNA from Trichoderma harzianum CBS 226.95, 1161 nucleotides. RefSeq lists its product as hypothetical. The coding region runs from base 312 to 953 and encodes 213 amino acids. Gene Ontology annotation, biological process: vesicle budding from membrane; late endosome to vacuole transport via multivesicular body sorting pathway. The record is from RefSeq and is a predicted model, not a curated record. The transcript has a single exon. Gene Ontology annotation, cellular component: multivesicular body. NCBI's taxonomy places the organism in Eukaryota, Fungi, Ascomycota, Sordariomycetes, Hypocreales, Hypocreaceae.